Molecule: messenger RNA, 813 nt
Organism: Neogale vison (American mink)
Lineage: Eukaryota; Metazoa; Chordata; Mammalia; Carnivora; Mustelidae
Product: somatomedin-B and thrombospondin type-1 domain-containing protein-like
Exons: 5
Coding region: 1-813 (270 amino acids)
Source: RefSeq, a predicted model, not a curated record
AUGGCCUCGCGCAGCGCGGCACGGAUCCUGCCGCUGGCGCUCGCCCUGGCGGUGGUGGCUGAGGUGUCCUGGGCCCGGAGACCGUCGGGCGCGCUAUGGCCUGGGCAGGGCUGCGCGGCGCUGGGUCGCUGCUGUCUGGGCCGUGAUCCGACCUGCGUCGCCCACGGGCCCCCGCGCUGCUUCUGCGACCAGGCGUGUGGCGCGGUGCGGGACUGCUGCCCGGACUACGCUCGGGUCUGCCCAGUGGUCUCCUGUGUUGUGGCAGAGUGGAGUGCCUGGAGUUGCUGUGUCAAACCCUGCCAGAUCUCCUAUCGCGUCCGCCGGAGGCGUGUCCUGCAGGAGCCGAGGAACGGGGGUGCUCCUUGCCCCCCGCUGGAAGAGCGGGCUGGGUGUGUGGAUUACCGGAGCCGCCAGGGAGUGGAGUGCCAACAGUCUUUAAUCCCUGCUCUGAUAACCACUGACAGCUACGGGAAGGAGCGGAAAAAGCGAGGGGUCCCCAAGAAGCAGGAGACAGCAGGGUACUGUGUUCAGUUCCAGCUGGGGCCCGUUCCGGGGAGCUGCCGACAGGUGAAGGCACCUCACGCCCAGUGGACAAGGUACCUGACCCAGGGUCACACGAUCUGUGUGAGGUGUGAGUGGCCUGCCCAGGACGCCAGGAGCCGGCGCUGCUACGGAGAUGGCGCCGGGACAGGAGGGAACCAGCGGCUGCAGUGGCAAGCGGCCGGCCACCCCCGGUGCCGAGGGACCUGGAUGAGGCUCAGGCAGCUCCGGGACUGUUCCUGCCCUGAGGUCCACAGCCUCGUCUUCCUCUAG